Molecule: messenger RNA, 213 nt
Organism: Rotaria sordida
Lineage: Eukaryota; Metazoa; Rotifera; Eurotatoria; Philodinida; Philodinidae
Source: the annotation of a GenBank genome assembly
AUGGUUUUGAAUGCAAACAUAAACAAUAAUAUUGAUACAAUUGAAAUAACAAAAGAUAUUUCAAUUGGUACUUCUGAGUGGAUUAUUGUUUCUCCGACUACCAGUCAUGCACCUUCAAAUAAACAACCAGCAGUAACGUUAUCGAAAGCUUCAUCAAGUUUAGAUUGGAUGGGACUCAAAAAUGAUAUUGGAAAUUAUAUAAAUAAUCGAUAA